Adineta ricciae is the source of this 1401-nucleotide messenger RNA. The record is from the annotation of a GenBank genome assembly. NCBI's taxonomy places the organism in Eukaryota, Metazoa, Rotifera, Eurotatoria, Adinetida, Adinetidae.
AUGGUCGUAAUUUUUGAGUUGAAUUGGAUUUAUCGACCACAUAGCUUUUGUCUUUUGUGCUCGGGAAUUAUUUUGAGUGGAAAAUCAAACAUCAAAGCGAUGAAAUACAAGAGUAUCCAUAGCGAUAAAAUAAAAACAAAAAAUCGGACGAAUUCAAUUCUAAGCAAACAAUUCCAGUUUUUCCUCGCAUGUUCUCCACUGGGUUUCGAUCAAUGGCAUAUUGGAACCCUAUUUACUACCAUUCUCAUUGGAGACAUUAUAAUCACUCUCAUACUGACAACGACAGCUGACGCACUUGGCCGACGAAAUAUUCUCGUCAUUGGUUCAAUAUUGAAAUUGUUCGCUGGCAUCAUGUUCGCAUACGUCGAUCGAUAUUUGCUUUUAGUACUCGCUGGAAUAGUAGGGAUAAUUUCGCCUACCGGUGGCGAAAUUGGGCCGUUCAUUUCAAUUGAACAAGCGUGUCUGAUCGAGCGUGUGAAAGACAAAGCUCAGAUUGCAGCCAUCUAUGGUUGGUAUAACUUUAUCGGUUACAUUGCAACUGCACUCGGUGCAUUGAGCUCAGGCUAUAUGAUUUCAAAACUGAGUCAAGAUUAUCAUGUACACACAGUUGAUGCAUAUCAAUCUGUUAUCAUCGCCUAUGCGGUCUUAGGUGCCACUAAAACCGUCAUAUACCUUUGUUUAUCGUCACGAAUUGAAACAAAGUCAUCGUCAGAUCCUGAACAAAUACUACCCACGAGUGAUUUAUCUUCCCAAAGCAACAAGAAAAGUCUAUCCGCUCAUAUAUUCCAUUGGCUCAACGGAAAAUUCGGACUUCGUCAAUCUAAAUCACGUCGAACUGUUGCUAAACUUUGUGCCCUCUUCAUCAUCGAUGCAAUUGGUGGUGGUUUCGUUAUGCAAUCGAUAUUUGUCUAUUGGUUUCACGAACGUUUCCAUAUGAGUUCCGAAACGCUAGGAUUCAUAAUAAUGUCUGCAAAUCUAAUUUCGGGCAUAUCUGCUAUUUUGGUAACCCCAAUAGUUGGUCGAAUCGGUGCCAUAAAUACUAUGGUCAUCACCCAUAUUCCAUCAAAUAUUUUGCUGAUUCUUAUCCCUUUUAUGCCAACAAAAACAUCGGCUAUUGUCGUGCUCCUUCUACGCUUUUCUAUCAGCCAAAUGGAUGUACCAGCACGGCAAACAUUUGUGGCAACCAGUGUAGAUCAUAAUGAACGUUCGGCGGCCGGAGGCAUAACAAAUCUGGUUCGAUCUGUGGGUCUAUCCAUAUCACCAAUGAUUGUCGGUUAUCUUCUGCAAGAUAGUCGAAAGCCCCUUCUAUUCGCAUUGCCUUUUGUCAUUGGUGGCGGACUCAAACUUCUUUAUGAUAUCCUCCUAUACUUUUCAUUUGAAGUUUCGAGUCGAAGCCAGUGA